AUGCCUGCUCCUUAUAAGCAGGAGAAAAUGACGAACUUGAGAGUUCAGAAGGAUGGAAUUGCACCUUACGAGACAGGGCGGCGCCAUAGGACUCCCUCUAUUUCACGGUCUACGCAUCUGAUCGUAAAAGCAGGAGGGCCACAAUUGAGAGAAUCUUUGAAAAAUGGAAAAAUAUUUUCGAGAGAAGAUCUUUUUGUCAUUGAAUCUACUUCAGGAAGCAGUGAAAAGAUGUCUUGCUGGUGGAAUGUUCCAAAAGAUAAGAAGUCGAUGCUUGAGGUUCAUGUAAUAACCAAUGGGAUCGCUUAA
Molecule: messenger RNA, 306 nt
Organism: Dovyalis caffra
Lineage: Eukaryota; Viridiplantae; Streptophyta; Magnoliopsida; Malpighiales; Salicaceae
Source: the annotation of a GenBank genome assembly